UUACUCCUCACCAGAUGGAUCAACAAGUGCAUUUUCCGGUAGUCAAAUUUACGACAGUAUCGAAGAUGAUCAACAAAUGCUCAUUGAUAUCGAACAAAAUAUUGCAAAUUUAGAAAAAAGUUUAAUUCAGGGACGUCGUGGUAGUUGGAGUGAUGCAAUAGCAAUGGCAAAUACAAUACGAAAUAAAACUGAGACAAAACAACAACAACAUCAGUCUAGAAGUUCAUCAACAGAUCGAAAACGAAGCUCUACAUUACGAAGCGUAAGAAGUUUAAUACGAUUAGGUAAACAACGACCACCUCGUGAUAGUAGCACAGAAGAUGAGACACGUUCAUUAAUACGUGAUGGAAAUGGUGAAAGUGGUGGUGUAGGUGGUUACAAUCGUUGUCCAACCGAUGUCUCAUCUGGUCCAAUAUCUAGAGCUGGUAGUCAAACAUCACUAUCAUCGGAUAACGAGAGUCAAAUAUCAAUAUCAUUGAUCGACAAAGCAAAGAAAACAUCAAAAUUACGGCAAGAAGUAAAUAAAAUGCAGGCUGCAUUGAAAUCACAAGAUUUCCAAAUAUGUAUUACAAUAAUUGAGGCUCGACAACUAGCUGGAUUAAAUAUGGAUCCAGUUGUUUGCAUUCAAGUUGGAGAUCAGAAAAGAUAUACCAGUGUAAAGGAAAGCACAAAUUGCCCUUAUUAUAACGAGUAUUUUGUAUUCGAUUUCCACAUGCCACCAUUAAUGCUUUUUGAUAAGAUCAUCACUUUAUCGGUCAUGCAGUCGCGGACCUUUCUCAGAGCAAACAAAUUACUUGGAAGUUUUAAAUUAGAUGUGGCUACUGUUUGGUCGCAACCAGAUCAUCAGUUCUACCAUAAGUGGGCAUUAUUAACUGAUCCAGAUGACAUUGCUGGUGGACCAAAAGGAUACUUAAAAUGUGAUAUAAGUGUGAUUGGUAAAGGAGAUUCGGUUAAAGUACCGCCGAAAAGUGAAAAAGACGAAGACGAUAUUGAAGGGAAUCUUUUAUUACCCGAUGGUGUUCCAAUCGAAAGACAAAGAGCACGGUUCUUAAUACGUAUAUAUCGUGCAGAUGGUCUUCCAAAAAUGAAUUCUUCAUUAAUGGCAAAUGUAAAAAAAGCAAUAACUGGUGAAGUUAAAGAUCUUGUUGACCCAUAUGUACAAGUCUCAUUUGCUGGAUUAAUGGGAAAAACAUCAGUUAAGAAAAAUUCGUAUGCUCCUGUUUGGAAUGAACAACUUGUUUUUACGGAAAUGUUUCCACCAUUAUGUCAACGAAUUAAAAUUCAAUUACGUGAUCAUGAUGCUGUAAAACCAACAGUUAUUGGAACUCAUUUUAUUGAUUUGAAAACAAUCUCAAAUGACGGAGAGAAGGGUUUUCUACCAACAUUUGGUCCUUCAUUUAUUCACUUAUACGGCUCAACACGUGAUUAUAGUUUAAUUGAUGAACAUUCAAAUUUAAAUACGGGUCUUGGUGAAGGUGUUUCGUAUCGUGCUCGUUUAUUAAUAGCCAUACGCACAGAAAUCACCGACGUCAUUGAUUUCACACCGUCAGAAGUUGAAUUAGAACCAGCAAUGCCUAUUUCCGAAACAUCAUAUGGUAAAAGUGAAGAAUUUUUCUUAUUUGCAACAGUAUUAGAUGCCUCGAUGAUUGAAAAGAAAAUGGCUGAUAAACCAAUUGUGUUUGAAAUAAGUAUUGGAAAUGCUGGAAAUGCUCUUGAUGGACACAACGAAUCGUCAAGCUCACAUUAUGAUUCGGAAAAUGAUGAAUUAGAAAUGGUAACUGCAGACAGUGGAUCAUGGCAAAGUACAACUCCAGCAACAAAACCAAUGACACAUGACAAAAUGCAUUAUUACUUACCAUAUUGGGAUAAUAAACCAUGUAUGCAUAUCCGAUCUGUUUGGCCCGAUUAUAGACGGAGAAUGUAUAAUUCAAAUAUAAUAUCAAAAAUUAUUGAUAAAUUGGAUGAAGGAUUAAUGGAAGUUAGUGCUUUAAUAGAAGCGGAAGAUACAAAUGCCGAAGCAAAAUUAAAAUCAAUACUCGAAGAGCUAUCGUUAUCAUGUGGAAAAUAUGUAUCUAUAUCAAAGGCAAAUGCAAAUGCACCAGGUUCCGGUAAAACAAAACUGGAUAAAGAAAGAUUGAAAUUAUGUAUACGAGAAAUAGAAAGUAUGGCAACGAUGUCACGGACAUUAAAAGCAUUAGUGACGAAAAAUUCAUUAAAAGAACGUUAUAAAACUGCUCAAAGUUAUCAAAAAAAGCUCAAAUUUUUAGUUGAAGAUCCUCAAGAGUCGUUACCAGAUAUAUUUUUAUGGGUUAUAAGUGGUGGGAAACGUGUCGCAUAUCAACGAAUUCCUUCUCGAAACAUAAUUUACUCUAUAAUUGAUGAAGAAUGUGGUCGAGAAUGUGCGAAAGUCCAAACACUAUUUCUAAAGUUACCGGGGAAAAAGGGAAUCGGACCUAGCGGUUGGACAAUUCAAUCAAAACUACAGAUUUAUAUGUGGCUAGGCAUGUUGAAGCAUAAGAAAAACUUUUAUGUAGGAUUACCAAAAGGAUAUGAAAUGUCUCAUGAGAUUAGAAAUGCGGAAAGACCAAGAGCUUUACCACCAUCUACAAUACAUUACGUUGAAAAACAUAUAUUCCAAUUAAGAGCACAUAUAUAUCAAGCACGUUCAUUAAUUGGAUCGGACGCUUCAGGCCUUUCUGAUCCAUUUGCGAGAGUUAUUGCUGGUGAAUUUAGUAAAACAACUCAAGUGAUAGACGAAACUCUUAGUCCUACAUGGGAUGAGCUUUUGGUAUUUGAAGAAAUCCUUAUAUAUGGAACAAAAGAUGACAUUGAAGCUGAUCCACCAUCCAUUAUAAUAGAAAUAUUUGAUCAAGAUAAAGUUGGCAAAUCGGAAUUUAUCGGAAGAGCUUUAGCAAAACCACAUGUAAAAUUAUUUGAUGAUCCAUAUACAAAGCCACGUUUUCCACCAUCAUUAGAAUGGUAUGAAAUUACGAGGGGCACCGAUAGAGCUGGUGAAUUGUUGGCGGCAUUCGAAAUGCUAGAACUAUCUCGUGAUAAUGAUUCAAAAUCACUACCAAAUUUACCCGAAGCAAAAAUGGUAAAAUUAAGUUCACAAAACGAAUCGGAUAUUGGUCCUAUUUUACCAAUACCAAGAGGAAUACGACCCACCUUAGCUAAAUAUCGGAUAGAGGUAUUAUUUUGGGGUUUACGUGAUUUAAAACGGAUACAUUUAUUAACAGUAGAUAAGCCAAGAGUGGAUAUCGAGUGCGCAGGACAUAUAUUAUACUCAUCAAUCAUACAAAAUGCGAAAAAGAAUCCCAAUUUUAAUACACCAAUAAAAUUUCUUGAAUUGGAAUUACCAGAACAAGAAUUGUAUAGGCCUCCACUGACCAUACGUGCUGUUGAUUGUAGAAGUUUUGGGCGUUUUACCUUAGUUGGAACUCAUAUGAUUAAUUCUAUACACAAAUAUAUGUACACACCAUUAACGAAACGGGAACGUGAAGCUGAGGAACGAAAACGUUCAGUACAACAAGUACAAUUAUCAGACCAAAAUAGUAGUCAAUAUUCUUCAAACAGUUUAAUAAUAUUAGAUAGCGAUCGUGAAAAAAGUCCUCUUUUACCAAAAGACACCAAUUUGGCUCUUAGUUAUGGUGGAACAAGCAGCAAUGUAAAUAAAAAAGAAGCGAAAACUGAAUCAAAUAAACGUCGUAAAGAAAGUAUAGACACGCAGAUUGAGAAUGAUGAAGAGAGCAAAGAUUGGUGGACCAAAUAUUUUGCAUCCGUGGAAGCAAUGAUUGAAGAAAAUAAGGAACAAAGUAAAAAAACUUUAAAUAAACGUUUAGGUAUUCGAAGUACUAAUAGCGCAUCAAAAAUAGCCAAACUUAGUCCUAAAAGUAUGAAACUUCAGAAUGAAAAGAAAGUUGCAUUAUGUAAAAUAUAUCCAAAUGAAUUAGAAGCACAACCCGAGUUUAAUUACUUCAAAGAAUGGCUUCAUACGUUUGAACUUUAUCGUGGUAAGAAAACAGGCGAUGAUUCUGAGGACGCCAGUCGCAUUGUUGGAGCUUUUAAGGGGGCUAUAAAGGUCUAUCGCUGGCCACUAGCAAAGGAUGUAGAAGAUCAUACAAUAAUGGGCUUUGAUCCACAAUAUGGUUUCUUCCAAGGAAUUCCAUCAAACGAUCCGAUUCACGUCUUAGUUCGAGUGUACAUAGUUAAAGCUAAUGAUCUUCAUCCAAUGGAUUUAAAUGGAAAAGCUGAUCCAUACGUAGUUCUUCAAUUAGGUUCCAAACGAAUUAGUGAUAAAGAACAUUACAUAUCAAAACAAUUAAAUCCAAUAUUUGGAAAAUGCUUUGAAAUAGAAGCUACAUUUCCACAGGACUCUAUGUUAACAGUACAAAUCUUAGAUUGGGAUUUAGUGGGAUCGGAUGAUAUGAUUGGUGAAACUAGAAUUGAUUUAGAAAAUCGUUUUUAUAGUCGUCAUCGAGCAACGUGUGGAUUUGGUACCAAAUACGAAGUAGGAGGUUACAAUCAAUGGAGAGAUCCAAUGAAACCAACCCAAAUAUUAGCAAAAUUGUGUAAAGAAGGUAAAAUCGAUCCACCAAUAUACAUGUGCAAUCAAGUUAAAAUUGGCAAACAUCAAUUUCCCAUUCAAAUGGAUGAAUUAGAUUUAACACUGAAUACAAAAGCCUUAGAAGAACAUAUGGCACUAUAUAUUCUAAAAAAAUGGCAUGAAUUUCCACGAAUUGGUUGUCAUUUAGUACCUGAACAUGUAGAAACCAGAGCAUUAUAUAAUCCAGAAAAACCAGGCAUCGAACAAGGAAAAUUAGAAAUGUGGGUAGAUAUGUUUCCAAUGGAUAUGCCAUUACCGGGUCCACCAAUUGAUAUAUCGCCGCGAAAACCAAAAUCUUAUGAAUUAAGAAUUAUUAUUUGGAAUACAGAUGAUGUUAUUUUAGAAGAUGAUGCAUUCUUUACGGGUGAAAAAAUGUCUGAUAUUUACGUUAAGGGGUGGUUAAAGGGACCACAAGAUUGCCAAUGCACAGACAUUCACUAUAGAUCAUUAACUGGAGAGGGUAAUUUUAAUUGGAGAUUUGUUUUUCCAUUUGAUUACAUGGUGGCAGAAGAAAAAAUAGUAAUUUCAAAAAAAGAGUCACUAUUUUCGUGGGAUGAAACAGAAUGUAAGAUACCAGCUAGAUUAGAAUUACAAGUAUGGGAUGCAGACCAUUUUUCCGCUGACGAUUUUCUAGGAGCAAUAACUUUAGAUUUAAACCGAUUUCCUCGAGGUGCUAAAUCAUCUAAAUUAUGCACUUUAAACAUGCUUAAGACCGAUGGAUCUGUACCCAUGGUAAAUAUAUUUAAACAAAAACGUGUUAAAGGAUGGUGGCCUUUUUAUGUGAAAAAAGAAAAUGAAGAUAUUGAAUUAACGGGAAAAGUGGAAGCUGAAAUACAUUUAUUAACAAAAGAAGAUGCUGAAAAAAAUCCAGCAGGUUUUGGAAGAAAUGAACCGGAUCCACUUGAUAAACCAAAUCGACCGGAUGCAUCUUUUAUGUGGUUCUUAAAUCCAUUAAAAUCAAUACGAUACAUAAUUUGGCACAAUUACAAAUGGAAAAUAUUAAAAAUAUUUAUAGUAUUAAUAAUAAUAACCAUCGUAUUAUUAUUCUUUUACUCCGUACCUGGGUACACAGUGAAAAAGUUAAUUGGCGCAUAAUUAACUAGUACGCAUAUUCU
Molecule: messenger RNA, 5721 nt
Organism: Chrysoperla carnea
Lineage: Eukaryota; Metazoa; Arthropoda; Insecta; Neuroptera; Chrysopidae
Gene: mfr
Product: otoferlin
Exons: 19
Coding region: 77-5701 (1874 amino acids)
Biological process (GO): plasma membrane organization
Cellular component (GO): membrane
Source: RefSeq, a predicted model, not a curated record